CUGUGACAGUAUACUCUUUCAGUUUUGUACUAUUCUGGUUGCUCCUCUACUAUUUUUAAUUCCUUGUUCUUUUUCCAAUUCUUAAGUGUAGGAGAUCUCCAAGGGACUCUUCAUGGCUCCUUCUUGUCUCUUUCCAUAUUUUCUUCUUAGGCAAAAUAAUAGGCUUCUGUAGAUUUAGAUAUAUUCAGACAUCAUGAUUUCUUAACCUGGGGUUCUUGGAUCUCCCCUCACCCCCAGCCUAAAGGGACUUGAUAGAAUUUAGGGGGUUCAUGGACUUGAAUGAGAAAAAAAAUCACAUCUUUAUCUUUUCACUAAACUCUAACUGAAAUUUACCAAUUCCUUCAAUUAUGAAUGUAGUUAAGCCAUUGUAAUAGCAACAACACUGUGACUUUGUUACCAAUAGAAAUCACAGGCAUUUUCAUAUUUUCCAAUGAUGGCAAGUAUCUCAAAAUUUUAUCUUUUCCCAUUACUACUUCAAAAUCAUGACGGCCGUUUGAUCCACCAAUCUUAAUAUUUAAUACAUUAAUAAAGAAUCAUACAUAUUAUCAUAUCAAAAUUUUAACAUUUUGGUAAUUGUUUUGCAGUAUAGUUUCCUUUGUAACCUUAUACUUUCAAAUUUUCUAUAUUUAGAAACUUUUUUUUUUUUGAGAAACCACCGAUAGAUUUCAUCAGACUACUAAAGGGUCCUUGGCACUCCUCUUACUCCCACACACAAAAAAGGUCAAGAACCCCUACUUUAAAACAUUCUAGCCAUAUGAUCUACCAGGACUUGUAAAGGGGAUAAAGUCCUAGGCAACACGGGAGCCACUUUCUUCAAGCCUAAUGACCUGCUCAAUUUUCUUAGUCUUAUCUUUCAGUUUUGGCUACCUGCUCUAUCUGUAGACCUUAUUUGUCAGAUUGGCAUCUAAUACUCUCUGUGGUCUGAUAAGCUGGUGUUGAUCUUGGACCUCUAUCUUAUAUCCUAGAUUGCAUUCUGCUCUCAGUUACUCUUCCACUUUGUUUACCAACUCUGGGUCUCAACUCCAUACCGGCCUUGCUGUUUUACUGGAUUGCUAACAUAUUUUCUCCUGCAUACAAGGUCGAAAGGUGAACCUUUUCAUUCAGGGUGGAAAAAAUAGAGGAUUCUUCUUGAAGUAUAGUUCUGAUUAUAUCCUUCUGUUCCUCAGAAUGCAUUUGGAAACAGAGCGCUUAUGAAUUUCUCAGGGCACUUUUGGUUCCAUGAAACAAAACCUAUUUCAGGUGGCUUAAGCAAGAUGAGGAACUUACAGAUACAGGGAUAUUACACAGCCCUCAAGAGCAGGGAUAUAGGAACAGGUUGAACAGGAUCAGAGAUUGGCAAACUCUUUCUGUAAAGGCCAGAUGUAAAUGUAUUAGGCUUUGUGGGCCAUACGACCUCUGUCAGUCUACCAUAGACAAUACCAAGAGGAAUGUGUUCCAAUAAAACUUUAUUUACAAAGCAGGUAGCCACGUGCAUUUGACAUACAGGUCAUAGUUUGAGGACUCUUAGAUUACAGUAUUGUCAGGACUCUUUCUAAAACUUAGAGCUAUUAUCUCCAACUCUUUUUUACAAAUUCUCUGUUGUUCUCUUUCUACUGACUAGCUUCUUCAGCUUCUCUGAUUCUCAUGUUGGAAGCUCUGAGCUUCCAUGUCACAAAUUCAAGCUCUCUUGUUUUCCCAGUUCCAAUUCUGAAUCUUUAGGGUAGAAAUGUUGCUUGGCCUUGCUUGGCUCAGGUGCUCACUCCUAGAUCAAUAAGCUGUGGUCAGAGGGUUAGGCCCUGCUGUAUGUACAGGGCUUUGGGGACCCUUACAAUCUCUAGGAUCAGAGGAAAGGAGCAGAAAUCCCAAGGAGCUGAGCAGAUAACCCAGUGAGAAAGUCCUUUGUUGGCAUUCAUUCAAACCUACUUUUUCAGCAUUGUCCUCUACUAGUCCCCUCAUAUUCCUUUCUGAAGCAAAACCAACUCCUUGCUGUUCUCCUCACACACCCUGAAUAGUCUCACCCUGCAUCCUCCCUAUCUGCAGACAGAAAUUCUACUCAUCUUUAAAGUACCUUCUAUGGCCACCUUUUUCCUUUACAUCCACACAACACUGUAUUAGUACAGUGUGUCUUGUUCUGUCACUAUUUCUGUAUCUGUCUUUUUCUUUCCUAGACAAUAGGUGCUCUGCUGACAGAGAAAUGACUCGUUCAACUUUUUAUCCAUUCUUGUACCUUUCACAGAGUAGGCUCUGAGUUCCAAUUAUUUGAGUUUAACUAUAUCUUCAUAGCUGAAUAAUUCCAAACUGAAGAAAAUGCUGACUUUUAUAAAGAUUUGCAUUUAUAUAGGAAAUACGGUAUCUACUUUUAAGAAAAUUAUUUUCUAUUUUAUAAACGUGCAUUUCCACAUUUAUGGUAGCAAAAUUAAAGUAUAUUUGCCGAGAGAUACUAAAGACAGCAAAACUUCUAUUUAAAAUUUUAAACACGAAGAAGAAAUAAAGUCCCAUUAGGAUCGUCUCUUCUAUUAUUGAAGGAAAUUUAAAAAGAUUCCUACUACAGAAAUGGCUUUAAGAAAAGCAAUAGGAAAGGUUAUAAAUUUGAAAUAUUCAUAACUGUUCUAAAAAAUACUUCAUAAUGAUUGCUCUUUGUGCAAGAAAUGUAUCAAAGAGCCAGAGACCUCAUCAUCUAAUUUCUUACUUUUCCUUAAUUAACAUUGUUCCCAGACCUCUGCUAAACUCCCGUGUUGAAAGGAAAAAAGUAAAUACAGUACAGCAGGGAAAACUGGUUCCUUUCGACAAAACUGUGAGAGAGGCUUGAGCUUUUGUCAAACAGAAAGCACUUGAUAAAAAACUAUUCCUAAACUAUUAGCAACUAUAUAGAAGCUUUUUAUUUAACAGCAUCCUCCUGGGAAACUGCGCUGGAAUGUGCAGCGGUUCUGAAAAAGGCACAGAUUUGGCUGAACUGUAAAUAUUAGGUGCACAGAGGCGAAGCCAUUGUGUAGGGAGGGGUGGGGCAGGUAGGGUCCUGAUUUCCAAUGUUGAUAGAAGGAUUCCAAUUUCGUUUGGUAUUUAUUUUUUUCUACUACAAUUACAGUUUUGCUGAGAAAAAUAAAAUAUUGGUUGUGCUCCCAUCUGGGUUUCUAAUUUUCAGUGUGUACAGACAAGAGAAGACCUCUCAUUUACCCAAAAGAAUCACCUUUCUGCAAUCUCCAGUGCUACUGGACAAACAAACGAGCCCAACCCCACCGCCCACACCUCCCAAGCACCCGGCUCGCCGAUCCCGCCUGCUUCAGGUAGCUGGGGUUUGCCCGGUACGCCAGCGGCCCUGAGACGAUGUGUGCCCCCAGCACGAUCGUGUCUGUUGGCAUUUCUGGGUGUGGAUGCUCCAAACCAGUAAACCACAAUACAGAACCCAAGCUUGGACUUUGAACCGAGCCCUUUUGCCUAGUUUGCUUUUUCCUCAUCAAGCCAGGAUCCUUGCCAACCCACCUCACAGCUUCUGCCCGGGCUGUGGCUCCCCUCCAGCCACCUGCGCGUGUUCGGGAUAGAAGCGCAGUCAGGAGGGGAGCUCAGUCCACCAGCCACUCCAGGGAGAGACGGAAACUACAAAUCCCAUCAAGCCCCGCAGCCGGCUCCCUCCUCCUCCCUCUCCUUCCCCUUCAGCCUGCGGCCGGGCGGCGCUGGGCUUUUAUCUGCCGACCCGGCGGGAGGGAGCCAGAUCCCAGCGAUCUUCCCCGACGGCAGCGCUUUACCCAGAGGCUGCCGGCGGCUCGUAGCUGGGUUCAGCUCUGCGUCCACGCCAGCCCGGAGCCCGGGGGGCAAGGGGUCUGUCCCGGGCGCACCGAGAGGAUGGUCAUCCGCGUGUUCAUCGCCUCUUCCUCGGGCUUCGUGGCGAUAAAGAAGAAGCAACAAGAUGUGGUUAGAUUUCUGGAAGCCAACAAGAUAGAGUUUGAGGAGGUGGAUAUCACAAUGUCAGAAGAACAGAGGCAAUGGAUGUACAAAAACGUCCCCCCGGAAAAGAAACCCACUCAGGGCAACCCCCUGCCACCUCAGAUAUUUAAUGGCGACCGAUACUGUGGAGAUUAUGACAGUUUUUUUGAAUCCAAGGAAAGCAACACAGUCUUUUCAUUUUUAGGCCUGAAACCACGGUUGGCAUCAAAGGCAGAACCUUAGAGAAGAAGAGUGGAAGAUGACGGAGAUGCAUUUUGAAGCACCCCCUGGUACUCAGCACACACAUGCUUACCUAAUGCAUCACUGUGACAAAAGCCACACGCAUUAUCAGUAACUUUGCUUGCCACGGAAAAGGUGUUUUUGAAAGAUGUGGCUAUAAUGAGAAUUGCAUGAUUGCUUUAAACCAAAUCAGGUGGUGGAUUUUUUUUUUUUCUUAUUCUAUUUGCCUGCAGUUGCCUCACUCACCUGGAAAUACCGUCACCUGUUACAGGUGUACUUUCUUAAUGACUGAAAGAUAAGUGGGUAGCACCGUCAGAGAGAAAAUGUUGGAUCUGCCCUAGGUUAUAGUAGAUGCCGGAAUUGCGUAAACCCACUUCUCUUUAAGCUGCCUGGAUUGCAUCUUUGAAAUAUGUCUGCCAAGUUGUUAGAAUCUUUGAAUCAGAAGGAAAAAAAGCAGCGCUGGUUGACAAAGGGUGUUGAAGAUUUUUGCUGCAGAAUCAGUUACAAACAUCACAGUUCCCAUGCUUUGUAAUAACACCUGGUGAAAAAGUUAGAUAUUCUAGACUUGUUUUAGUAAUGGAAACUCUUACCCCCACAUAUUAUCCAACUUCCUACAGAUGUUUCCAGAAAUCCCUGUUGUAACAUCAGGUGAUCAGAGCUAAGUUACUGGGAUGACAAUAAUUGCUAUUUGAAAUAUAUGCUUCUUUAUUUCUUGCAAGGGGCAAGUUUCACCCAAAUGCCUGAGACUGCUUGAAAGAUAUAUUUUAAGUGGUGCACUAAUUAGUGAAUUUAUAGGAAAAUUAUCUGACGAGUAUCUGAAGGCAUUUUCAGCUCUAGCAAUUUAUUUAUAAUAUAUAAGUUCAUAUAUUUUUUAAUCCAGCUCCCCUAACAGACAGCUGCUGCUUCUAUUUUGUGAAGGGACUAUAUUUUUUGAGAAAGGAAAAUCUCAGUUAGAUAUAUUUUGUGAACCCUUGAUUAGACAUAUUAAAAUAUACCAAUGUUGUAGUAAAAUUUAAUUUUUCCUUUUGUUACUUUUCAUUUGCCUCUAAUUUUGCUUGCUCAUAUUUCUGGCCAAUGUACAGCCUCAUAUUUUUCAGAGUAAUACAGAUACUUGUUCUCAUUCCGUAUAUGAGCACAAGUAAGGUUUCAGAGCAACACAUAUGAGAAAGAGAGUAACCCGGAAUUGUACUUGUCAAGAAAAAUCUGUACUCCUAUUGGAGUGGAUGCUGAUGAACAUCGAACAUAUCUACUUCAUUAGAGCAGAGGCUAUUUUUCUGCAUUCUUGUCCCUAUAACAGGGAUGCUUAAUUUUUUUUUUAACUUAGAGUUUUAAAUUGCCAAACAUGGGAACAGCCUUGAAUAGGAUAAAUUUUCAGAGGGCUGCCUAAAAUAUUUUAUUUCUAGCAUCCUGAUUCUGGACUUUUCAUUAUAAUUCUGAGCAGGAAAUUUAUAAGAAAUUGAAAGAGCAGAAGAAUUACAGCCCUGUCACAUGUGCCCAGCACUCCGCCCCAUGCCUUGCUAAAUGUAGACUAAAGAACUUGUUGAAUGCUAAGGCUGAAAUCCCAACCUGAGAUUUGUAGUACAGGAUUACAACCAGAAGGAAAGUAUGACAGAUUUCUACUUAACUAGAACGGACACAUGAUCCACAAUUUUCUCUUCAAGGGAAGCUGUUGUCAAAUUAUGGAUAUUACUGGUUAGUUGUCAUUAAGUAAGAUCCAGGUCAAAUUCCAUUUGACAAAUCCCAGGGACUAUCCAGGAAUUUUUUUUUAACUGGAUAUUGUGUUUGAGUAUGUGAGUCUUCUGAUAAAACUUAGAAUUUCUUUUUAAGCAGUUGUAAAAAUUGUCAUGUUGUAAUUCAUUACUCAGCUAACAUUUAGUCUACUCUUGCUAGUGAGUGCCAAGAACCAACUUGGUAAGGUUGAGGCUUUGCAAGUUAACUGCUGGGGUUAUAGGAUCAAUACCAUACUUGCUAGACAAAGCUACCCAGAUUUGUCUUAUAUUAUAAUUUUUGAGUUAACCAUAGUAUACCUAUUAUGAUUAUAGUAAACAGACUAGUGGGUAGUAAUGCUAAAUUACUAUCACAGUUAUGUACCAUCUCCCCACCCCAUUUUUUUUUUUUGAUCAGCAAAGAAAUACAGGAGACCAGUCUCAAGUGGUGCUGUACUUGUUAUGAGUGAGGCAGCAGCACAGUGUGUGGCAUUUACAUGGUACCCAGGCUCCACAGAGUACCAAGAUGUUGCCCUCUGGGACCACACUUAGUUCAGAGAAUAUGGGGUCCUUACUUGUAUUCUUUUAUCAGCUGAUUUUGAAACAUAUAAUAAUGAUUUUCUUGUUCCCUUCUUUAACUAGCUGCCUUUAGAUUUUGAUAAUCACAGUCUUAAAAUACUAGGAAAGAAGUGGAUGGGAAUUGUAGGCAUAGAUUUCAUAUCAAGGGCAUUUCAAGACAGAAUUUUUAUUUCCUGUAGUAGGCUUGCUGGAGCAAAGGAAAUGUGCUGCUAAAAAUCAACUUAUGCCAUUUUAAAAUUAGAUAAAAUAUGGAGUGCCAUCCUGCUAGGUGUGUACAGACCAGAAGAAAAUUUAGGUGGGAAAAUACUUGUUUUUCCAAAUUCUGGUGUUUUAUUACAAUCAAAGAAGAGGAAAGCAAGGUAUUUUUUCACCUCAGACUCUAAUAUAUUCUAGAUUUGUUUCUGUUUUAUAGAUUUAAUUCAAUACCUCCACAUAGAUGUUUUUAUAUUACAUGAAUUUAAUAAUAAACUAAACUUUUUUUGUCUCCCAUUAUUGAAAAGUACCAAAGCUUCUUUCUGUUGUGUUUGAUUUUACUAUAGGGGUUUUGCUUUUUCUAGAGAUACUUUUCAUUUAACAGCUUUUGUUAAGUGUCAGGCUGCACUUUGCUCCAUAUAAUUAUUGUUUUCAGAUUUCAACUUGUAUGUGUUUGUCUCUUAAAGCAUUGGUGAAAUCACAUAUUUUAUAUUCAGCAUAAAGGAGAAUAAAUUCCAGAAAACACAUAUUCUGAAAAUGGAGUGUUUGUUCCCUGCCAUUUUUCACACCUCUCUUAAUUUUAGUUCUGUUUAGUUGAGAGGCUGUGAUUUUACUCUUGCCUGUGAACCUCAUGCAUGAAAGCAGCACAUUAAAUUGUAAAAAUACAAACAGAUCGUGUGAUCAUUCAAGGAGCCAGACAUGAGGUCCUGCACGAGGGUGUUGGGAGGACACCACAGAUUCAUCUCAGACAGUGAUCAGGACUGAGGAUGGAGUUAAAUCACUCAGCCCCUGGGUGGGGUGGGGUGGUUCAAAUGGAUGACUGAUCUCCUGAGUACACUGAAGCCACAGGCUGGUGGCCAUGUUCUCUGAAUUGGGUGCAGAAGACAAGGGCAGAGUGGCUGCGGCCCCUAUUACCUUUGUAGCAGCCACAUCAGAAAGCAGAAGAAAACAGUAUUUCUGAAGGCAUUGUUUGAGGUUGAUCUCAGCACUGAACGAUUUCAAGCCCUACGCACCAGAACAGAAGGAGGGUGGAGGAAGGGAUCAGAGGGAACGAGCUGUAGGUUUGCAGAAAUGUGUGAAACCAAAAUGAUCACUGCCUACUUGUGAUUCAAAUCUUCAGAGUUUUCCUGGUUCUUCUAGAAAUACACGUCAGGUUUGUUUGUUCAUCCUUUCUGUCAGCAUGGAUCAAGCCCCUAAAAUGUGGUAAGUAUUGUCAGAGCAGGGCAAUAUCUCUACUCUCAAGUAUGAGGGGAAUAGAAACAAAGCAGCAGUUUUAGCCAGGGUUCAAUGAUAGAGUGGAGGUAAAUUAAGAGCCUCCAGGCUGUGAUUCACCAUUUGAGACAUUAUACAUAAUUUGUUUUUGUUAUAAGCCAUUUGAAUUUUUAAAAAAUUUCAUACACGCAAUGGAAUAUAGAUAUGUAUAUACACAUAUAAUAUAUAUGCUAAAGUAUAAAGAGUAAUAAUAAUGACAAUAAACAAACCCCUGUGUGCCUACCACCCACCUUAUUGCCUUUCCUUUGAGGUACCGUGUGCUGUUUCCUGAACCUAUCUCUAUCCCUGUCUGAUAGAGGGAACCCCUGUACUGAACUUUGUGUUGACCAUAGCCUUCUUGUCUUUCAUCACUUUAUCUCCAUGUAUGUAUCCUUAAAGAAUAAUAAAUGGAAUUAAACUGAA
This is a messenger RNA of Pan troglodytes (chimpanzee), 8291 nucleotides long. RefSeq names its product SH3 domain binding glutamate rich protein like 2 (gene SH3BGRL2). The coding region runs from base 3820 to 4143 and encodes 107 amino acids. The transcript is spliced from 4 exons. The record is from RefSeq and is a predicted model, not a curated record. Gene Ontology annotation, cellular component: cytoplasm. Lineage: Eukaryota; Metazoa; Chordata; Mammalia; Primates; Hominidae.